Molecule: messenger RNA, 894 nt
Organism: Rotaria socialis
Lineage: Eukaryota; Metazoa; Rotifera; Eurotatoria; Philodinida; Philodinidae
Source: the annotation of a GenBank genome assembly
AUGAACGACUCUACGGUUUUGUGCAUCGAAGUACUUCCCAACGAAGUAUGGCUCACACUAUUUUCUUACAUUCAUAUUGGCGACAUUACGCGUGCUUUUUUCCGACUCAACACUCGUCUGACUGGUCUUGUCUAUUCGCUGCUUGAAACCGUUCAUCAUUAUGAAAUGAACGAGCCUUACUAUGGCCAUCGUAUGAUUCGUCACACUCAUGCAACUCACGUCAGUAUUCGUGAUGGUCGUUCGUUUUUUUACCACCGUAUCAAUGCACAACAUCUCGUUUGGCUUUCUCUCGAUCGACCAUCUCAAAAACAUUUACAAUUUCUCCAAUCAACAUAUUUACCACGUCUCAAACAUUUGCACUUGAACGGAAUUGGUACGAUCAACAAUGAUGUAGCUCAAUUGUAUUACACUAUCUUCAGUUCAAAUCGUGCCAAUACUAGAUCACUUAUUUCAUGCUCAUUACCUUCGAUUUCUUCAUUCAAUUGGAAUUAUUUCAAUCAGCAAGGAUCGGGAAUAAACAAUACACUUCGUUCGUUGACACUCAUUGACGACUAUCACCUUCAGUCAUACAAACUCUUUCGAGCUGUACCAAAUCUAACUCAUCUGACUAUCAAACGAGCUGCGGCUCAGAACGAAUCGUUCAUUGAUAUUACUCGAAAAUUUGGCAUUCGACGUAAACAUGUCUUAAUACAUCCUGAGGAUGGUAAUAAAAUGAAGAAAGUGAAAUGUUGCCUCAUUCCGAAGAUGUUUAUCGGCUGGUUACCUUGUCUUCGUCGAUUGAAAUUCGAAUUCGAAUUAGAUCAUGACAUGUGGAUGUUUCGAAGUACAAUUGUUGUUCGAAUUAGCUGGAAACGAAACUCUUCUUAUUUAGCCAAAAUCUAUCGUCUUGUUUGA